This is a messenger RNA of Brassica oleracea var. oleracea, 3399 nucleotides long. Its product is annotated as disease resistance-like protein CSA1. Gene Ontology annotation, biological process: defense response; signal transduction. Lineage: Eukaryota; Viridiplantae; Streptophyta; Magnoliopsida; Brassicales; Brassicaceae. Gene Ontology annotation, molecular function: ADP binding. The coding region runs from base 1 to 3399 and encodes 1132 amino acids. The transcript has 5 exons. The record is from RefSeq and is a predicted model, not a curated record.
AUGGCCGUCCAAGAACCAUUGGUUCCGCACCAUCAAGUGUUUCUUAAUUUCCGAGGAGAGGAGCUUCGUGACGGUUUCGUCAGUUAUCUGGAGACUGCAUUGAAAAACGCUGGGAUCAAUGUGUUCAUAGACAAAAAUGAAAUGAGGGGAGAAGAUCUAACCGUUCUUUUCCGUAGGAUCGAAGAAUCAAAGAUUGCGUUGGUCGUGUUCUCGAGAAGGUACAUGGAAUCAAAAUGGUGUUUGAACGAGCUGGUGAAGAUCAAAGAAUGUGUCGAAGAAAAGAAACUUGUGGCCUUUCCCAUAUUCUUUAAGGUCAACCCAAUUGAGUUAGAAGAACUUUUCUAUGAUGCACGUGAGAUUCAUAGCAAUGUGCAGACUCACAUUAUGGAGAAAUGGAAGGUGGCAUUGGAGUGUAUUAAGUCAAAGAUGGGCUUGACUUUGAAGGAACAGAGUGAGGCCGAUUUCGUCAAGGAAGUCGUGGUCGAGGUCAUGAAAAGGCUCAGCACCAUUCCAUGUAGUAUGGAAGGAGAAGAGAAAGUGGCUAGUCUCUUUGGAAUCGAACAUCGGAUCAAGCAAGUCGAGGAAAAGUUUGGUUUCGGUUACAGCGACGAAACUAGAAUUGUGGGAAUUGUUGGGAUGCCUGGUAUUGGCAAAACCACUCUCGCAACGGAGCUGUUCAAGAGGUAUCAAAACAAGUUCAUUCGCUGCGUGAAUUUUCUGAAGAUCCGUAAGGAGACGGAUGCUGGCCAUUUGAGGAUGACGUUCCUUAAAGACUUACUUCCGAAGACAAAGACAAACAUAACUGAUAAGACGACGUAUGACUGUCUGAAGAGUGAACUGGUCGUGAACAAAGUCUUUGUUGUUUUAGACGAUGUGAGUAGCGAAAAACAUAUAAAGACUCUUCUUGGGGACCUAAGCUGGAUCAAGAAAGGAAGCAGGAUUGUUAUUACAACCCGUGACAGGGCAUUGAUCGCCGACUUAGAUCCAAAUCCUUACGUGGUUCCAAGAUUGAACCCUCGAGAUGGGUUGAUGUACUUCAGCUUCUUUGCUUUAGGGGGUUUCAAUCCCGAGAUGGGAGAUUAUAUGAAAAUGUCUAGAGUGUUUGUGGAUUACGUUAGAGGCAACCCAAAAGCUCUCAGAGAAUUGGGUAAGGAACUUUGUGGGAAAGGGGAGACGCUCUGGAAAGCACGGCUUAAUACAUUGACAACAUGUUCCAACAAGAGCAUUCAAGAUCUGUUGAAGAUAAGCUAUGAUGAGCUUAGUGAAGAGGAGAAGGAUGCGUUCCUUGACAUUGCGUGUUUCUUCAGAUCAGAGGACGAGUUUUAUGCGAGAAGCUUACUGGAUCAUGGGGAUCAUGAUGAUGAGUCCUCUGAAGGUGCCAGUGAGAUAACGGAUCUUGCCUACAAGUUUCUAAUUAGUAUAUCUGGCGGACGCGUAGAGAUGCAUGAUUUACUUCAUACAUUCGGCAUGGAACUUUGUUCGUUAUCAUCCACAGAAGAAAAAAGUAGGCUGUGGAAAUGUCAAGACAUUGUCGCUGCAUUGCAUGACAAGAUGGAUACCGAAAUUGUGACAUCUGUGAGAGGCAUUUUUCUAGACAUGUCUCAAGUAACGGACAUGCCUUUAUACAGUUGGGUCUUUGCCAAAAUGUGCAAUCUAUGGUACCUUAAAUUCUACACUUCUACUUGUCCUCGAGAAUGUGAAGGCGACUGCAAGUUAAAUUUCCCUGAUGGACUUUCAUUACCUCUGGAAGAGAUCCGGUACCUGGACUGGCUGAAAUUCCCGUUGGAGGAACUUCCAUCUGACUUCAACCCCAAGAAUCUUGUUGAUCUAAGGCUGCCUUACAGCAAGAUUAAACAAGUUUGGAAAGCUUAUAAGGAUACACCGAAACUGAAGUGGGUGGAUCUUAACAACUCGAGAAAGUUGCAGACGUUGGCAGGGUUCUCAAAGGCCCCAAAUCUUUUGAGACUAAAUCUUGAAGGUUGCACAAGCCUAGAACGUUUAUCUGAAGAGAUGCAAACAAUGGAAAGUCUUGUUUUCUUGAACUUGAGAGGAUGCACAAGUCUCUCGCAUCUUCCGCAGAUGAAUCUGAGUUCAUUGAAAACUCUUAUCCUCAGCAGCUGUGCAAAGCUUUAUAGAUUUCAGCUAAUUUCCGAAAAUCUAGAAUCUCUCUACUUGGAUGGAACUGCAAUAGAGGAUCUCCCUUCAGACAUUGUGAAGCUUCAAAGACUUGUCUUAUUGAAUCUAAAGGAGUGUAAAAGGCUGAGGAGUCUUCCAGAGUGUAUAGGAAAGCUUAAAGCUCUUGAAGAACUGAUUCUCUCUGGCUGUUCAAAUCUCGAGACUUUUCCAAAUGUUGAAGACAGCAUGGAAAAUUUCCGGGUUUUACUACUUGAUGGGACUUCAAUCUUAGAGGUGCCAAAGAUACUUCCCGGUAUUAACAGCCUGUUGUUUCUGAGGCGUAUAUCUUUUAGCGGAAAUAGUGUGAUCAGCAGCUUAGGAUCUGACAUCAGUCGAAUGUAUCAUCUCAAAUGGUUGGACUUGAACUCUUGUGAGAAACUCAGGUCUCUUUCGACGCUUCCACCAAAUCUCCAGUGGUUAGAUGCACAUGGUUGCAUCUCCUUGCAAACAGUCUCGAGUCCUCUAGCCUUUAUUGUGCCAACAGAACAGAUUCACAACACUUUCACUUUCAGCUUCACUAAAUGUUGUAAACUCAAUGAGGCUGCAAAGAAUGAAAUUGCAUCCCACGUUAGGAGAAAAUGCCAGCUAGUCUCAUCAGAUGAUCACCACAAUGGGAAUUUUAUCUCGACUUGCUAUCCUGGAUACGAAGUACCUGCAUGGUUCAGUCACCAAGCCUAUGGUUCAGUGUUAGAACCAAAGCUGCCUCCACAUUGGUGCGACAACAAGUUUCUAGGAAUAUAUCUAUGUGCCAUUGUCUCGUUUCGUGACUGCAGAGAUCAGAGCAGCCGCAUCCUGGCUAAAUGUACCUGUGAGUUUGAAGACUUAGAUGCACCAUGUAGCCGGUUUAGCAUUCCUGUUGAAAAUGAGCCGCGUAAUAUCGAGUCAGACCAUGUCUUCAUCAGCUAUAUAAGUUGGUCAAACAUCAAGAAACGUCAAGAAGUAGAGUUCAAGAAAGGAUGUGUUCCUACUAGAGCUGUCCUUAGGUUCAAAGUGACUGAUGGGGCUGGUGAAGAGAUUCCACAGUGUGAAGUUGUGAAGUGUGGGUUCAGUUUGGUGUACGAACCUGAUGAUGAAGUUAGUAAUGUUGUUUCUUUGCCGGCGGCAAGGACGAUGUUGAAUGGUGAGAGUAGUCAAGGUGAGGUAACCACUUUCCAAUCUGCAGAAGAAGGUCCUACUGCAAGUCCAACAACAGCCGACUCUACAAGUAAGAACAAUAGUUUCUAG